UAUAUAUAUAGUUCUGAGUAGGUUUUUGCUGUUUUCUUUUUUCAGGGCUUUGCAAAGAACAGUUAUGAAGAACAAAACUGUCAGACUUCACUAUGCAGUUGGUCCUUCUUGUUUUCUUGGUGUGGGCACAGCAAGGGUGGUACUGGCUGACCCUCAAGAAGAUGAAGCUAAGAAUAACAUUACCAUAUUUACAAGAAUUCUCGAACAGACUUCUUGAUGGUUAUGAUAAUCUGUCUUAGACCGGGAUUGGGAGACAGCAUUACUGAAGUCUUCACUAAUAUCUACGUGACCAGUUUUGGCCCUGUCUCAGACACAGAUAUGGAAUACACAAUAGAUGUUUUCUUCCGUCAAAAAUGGAAAGAUGAAAGGUUGAAGUUUAAAGGUCCCAUGAACAUUCUCCGACUGAAUAACCUAAUGGCCAGCAAAAUCUGGACUCCUGACACUUUCUUUCACAAUGGCAAGAAGUCUGUGGCUCAUAACAUGACCAUGCCAAACAAGCUUCUACGUAUCCAGGAUGAUGGCACUUUGCUGUACACAAUGAGGCUUACAGUGCAAGCUGAAUGUCCAAUGCAUUUGGAAGACUUUCCAAUGGAUGCUCAUUCAUGCCCUUUGAAAUUUGGCAGCUAUGCAUACACAACCUCAGAAGUUACCUAUAUAUGGACUUACAAUGCAUCUGAUUCAGUACAGGUUGCUCCAGAUGGAUCCAGAUUAAAUCAGUAUGAUCUCCUAGGCCAAACUAUUGGAAAGGAGACAAUUAAAUCUAGUACAGGGGAAUAUACAGUUAUGACAGCACAUUUCCACUUGAAAAGAAAAAUUGGUUAUUUUGUCAUUCAGACCUAUCUCCCUUGCAUCAUGACAGUCAUUCUCUCCCAAGUAUCAUUCUGGCUGAAUAGAGAAUCAGUACCUGCAAGGACUGUCUUUGGAGUUACAACUGUCCUGACAAUGACAACCCUGAGCAUAAGUGCUCGAAAUUCUCUCCCCAAAGUAGCUUAUGCAACAGCUAUGGACUGGUUCAUUGCGGUUUGCUAUGCAUUUGUCUUCUCUGCUUUGAUCGAAUUUGCUACAGUCAAUUACUUCACAAAAAGAGGUUGGGCAUGGGAUGGAAAAAGUGUAGUCAAUGACAAGAAAAAAGAAAAGGCAUCCGUGAUGAAGAAGAACAAUGCCUAUGCUGUGGCAGUGGCCAAUUAUGCUCCAAAUAUUACGAAGGACCCAGUUCUUUCUACCAUCUCCAAGAGUGCCACCACAGCAGAAACCAACAAGAAACCAGAGGGAAAGCCAGCAGAAGCAAAGAAAACCUUCAAUAGUGUUAGUAAGAUUGACAGAAUGUCUAGAAUAGUUUUCCCAGUCUUAUUUGGUACUUUUAAUUUAGUGUACUGGGCAACAUAUCUAAACAGGGAGCCUGUGCUCUUAGGGUUUGCUCCAUCAACCUAAAUGCAAAACUUUAUAUGGAUAAUGCAAAAUAAAAAUCUGCUAGGUUGUUUUGCUAUGUACAGUCUGACUAAUAACUGCUAAUUUGUGAACCAAUAUGUACAGAAUGUAUAUAGAAAUCUAUCUUAUCAGUAAGUCUCCAAAGGAGGCCCACAUUUGCUAACUCAUGGGAUCUGUAAGCAGAUAGCACCCAUGCCAACUGAGCCAUUGCUUUUACAAAGGUGUACCGAGGGAAGUUGGUUUGGAGUCAAUUUCAGGUAUGCUGAAUAUGACCUCUAUUUACUGUAGAAAUGAAAAUGGGAGUCCUACACAACACUUCUGGAACACUUUUGUUUUAGUUAGAUGUUAGGAUCUUUCUCUACCCAUGUCUAAUUUUACAAUAAUGGGUGAAGUUAUUAUUUAAAAGAUGAGUUUUUUUUUUAAAACAGCAAGGUUUGUGCUCUGCAAACUUAACAUUUUCCCUGAGUGCUCAGAAUCCCUGUUGAUGUAUUUGGGAGUUUGGUGCACAUAAGAAGAAUGCUAGGAAGCAAGAUUUAGCCUCUAAUUAUUCUGUACAGUUUGUUUAUCCAUGUACAUAUUACAGUCUGAUGAUGACCUCAAAUUUUAGAUGAUUCACAACCUGACAGGAUGUUAAUUAUGCUUAGAAUUGAAUAACUGUUGGAAUGUCAUAGUCAUUAUUUUCUUACCUUUAGACCUUAUUGGAAAGUUGUCAUUGAAGCAGUCACUGAAACCCUGCAAAUUAUUUUUGUCAGCCACAGACAAUUUAAAUUCUUAGUGUCUCCAUUUCACAAAAGAAAGUGUCUUACUCUUUCAAAUAUGUAUUGAGAUUGAUCAGCCAAAUUGUCUUGGUUUGGAGACAGUAACAAUUCAUUUCAAACUCUGAAGGCUGUUGAGCAAUGCUGACAUUCCCACUCCUCAGAAACUGAUCAGAGCUUUUGUGUCCUGGAGAACAUAUAUGAAAACUGUAAGAUACUCUUUGUUCCUGUUUACUAAUACAGAAAAAUUCUGCCUUAAGGCUUCUCUCUUCAUCAUUUUGGGGAAGCCACUAAUUCUAAAGGAAGAGGCAGUUAAAGUGGCACUUUUUCUCUGUCCUAAAAGCAGCUCACUCAGAUAAGAUUUAAUGUAAAUCUGCUUUUGUAAAUUGCAACUUUACAUUUUGCUGACAUAACUUUACAAUGGCUUUGUAUACCAGAAAAAGGUUUUGGUAAGGGUUGAACAUUUUUUUACUUAAACUUUAAAGCAUUACUGGCAAUUAUUGACUAUUUCACACACAUAUACACACAACUCAUACAUAAGUAGCAAAAUUAGAAGCCGUUUUCAAUUUUAUAUCAAUGUUUAAUAAGAAUGAGUAAAUUUCUGGAGUUUUUUUUUCUUUUCUUUUGAAUGUUUUGAAAAUAUUCUUUAUACCCUGAGACAGCUUUUUAAAAAAAUGUAAUGAUUGUGUAUGACCCCCUAACUUCCAGGGUUCUGAACAACCUAAAAGCCCUUUUGAUUCACACAUAUAUUAGCAGUUAUUAGUUGACUUUUACCAAGAGAUCACCUUUAUGAUGAUGUCUUUGUAGAAACAUGUGUAGUCGUACAGUGUCAUUUCUUGCAGUUUUGUAUAGUAUUUGAGUCUAGUGCAUAAAAUAGGUAUGUUGAAAAAUCAAUAAAAGGAAUAACUUCUGAUGUGGAAAAAAAGCAAAAAGAACCAAACAAUGUUGCUUUCAUUUGCCUUUUUUCUUUGUUUCUUCUAGUUUUUUCUUUUAAAAAAUGUGAUUCUCUUCUGUAUUCUGCAUGACUAUAUUGAAAUCAAGGUCACAAAUUCAUUUUAAUAACAGAAUUUACAGUGAAGACAGACAUAAUUGUCAAUAGUCCCAGAGGCCACAAUAUAAUCCAUAAGACAUUAAAGAAACCAAAGGGUGAUGCAUAAACCCAAUAUAAAUAUCCCUAAUCCCCUUCUAAUGAUGCCUUCUUUAUCAUAAAAAUAGUUUAAAACAUGCACUUUACUCAAGCAUUCAACUACAAAGGACCUUAUUUUCAUACAUAUUUCUGUAUACAUUGUAGAUCUCCCAUGUAAUUCAGAUAUGUUUGCAAUAUGAUAAAGUAUGUCAGGUUUGAGGGCAAACAGUAAAAGGGGUGCUUUUUUCAUGGUAUAUAUAUAUUAUACAUUUAAAGAGGUUUUCAUUUGUAAAUUAUAAUAUAUGUCCUUAAUGUCAAACAACCCAGGUAUAAAUUAUAAAUUUAUAAAUAUGUAUAUAUGUAAAAAAGCUUGUAAAUAAUUGGUACUUCAAAUCAAACACCACCACAAACAAUCUCUCUCUUCUUUUGGCAAAGGGCCGUCCCUGCAUGGUUUAUUGCUGGCAUCAGUCCUAUGUACAAAUUAGAGUAGAUUGUCUAGAAUCAUUAUUUUCUUUGGUUUCAAUGGUUGAGGAUCUUCUGUACUAAUUACAAUGUAGUCUUAUCAUAUGUUCAUAUAAUUUAUUUCAGAAUGCUCUGUUACUGCUCUGACUUUGGUGCAUGUAUCUCUGUGAAUAUUCCUAAAUAGAAUCCUUAAGAGUUCUGAAUAGGUAUGGAGGAAUAUUGAAAUUUUGUUGGGGAGAGGUAGGAAACUCCAUGGAGAACAAGGAUCACAAGUUAUAGAGCCAUGAACUUGAAAAAUUUACUCACCCCUUAGAAAAACAACUAAGAAUGCAGACUAAUGAAAGCAAUGAUUUACUCCAAGGAGGAAAAAAAACAUGCAGGAAAUUAGGUGUUAAGAACCCUGAGCAUGCUCCCUUGGCAUAUUAAUACCAAUUUCAUGUAUGUGUAUAUAUAAUACCCAAAGUUACAUACACAAGAAAUGGAAAUAUGUCUAAUUCAAUUAUCAGACAUGCCCUGCUUUGAAAUUAACUGAUGUAAUUGCCAUUAAAGUGAGGAGAAAUUAAUAUGAAUCUCAUCCCUUUAGAUAAGAUGCUAAAAUAAAAUGAUCAAUGAAAUAUGCAAAUCUUUCUUAAUAUUGGAAAUAGUUUUCUAUUUUUCUGCUAUCCAUUUCCUAUUGAUUUCAAAUAUAAAACUACAAAGAAUACAAACAGUUCACAAAUUCAUUAAUAAUCAGUAUUUUUUUGAUUGUCAGCCUUAAGAAUUUUUUCAAGGGAUCUUAAGAUGAUAGUUCUCCUCAGUUUCUCUGUAUUUCCACUUUGUGUCAGGAUUAGAUUAAGAUGCAUCUUCAAUUAUUUAUUCAGCUUUAUAAAAAUACAAAGUUUCACUUAAAAAUUCCAGUUUGUGUCAGGAUUAGAUUAAGAUGCAUCUUCAAUUAUUUAUUCAGCUUUAUAAAAAUACAAAGGUUCACUUGAAAAUUCACUAUUCAUAUUGCUGAAGAUCCUUAGGUCUUAUAUUUUUAUCAUUAAUGUAUUAAAUGAAAAUAUAACUUGUGAAUUCUCUCAUGACUCUUAAAGCUUUCCAAAUUAUAGAUAAAAAAGACCUAGCCAUUACUAUCCUAUGGAUUACUGGUAUAUAUGAUACAAGAUGGUGACAAAUGUCUUAUUUGACAUAACUUUUCUGUUUUCAGAGAGGAGGGGGAGGAAAAAGAGGAGUGAAAGAAGACAGAUAUGAUGGCUUUCUGUAUGUUAUCAGAUUCCUUAAGUCUACUUGUAUUCAUCUAUUCCUUCAUUCAGGCCACAUUCAUUGAGUAUCCAAUAUGUGUAAGAAGUCAUAUGGGAAAAGACCCAUCAGGGAGCUCUACUCUCUUUAUACUCAAUGGGUUUUAAUCCCUAAUUUGAAGACCACUAUAUCAAUGUCAGUUAAACAUGAUUUAAAUCCUGUAGUUAUUUUGGAAUAGUCAACUUUCCCAACAUUCUUAUUAGCAGCUAUUUAAAAUGAUCAUUAGGUUUACUAAGAAUAAAGUAUAUGCAGUAAGGCAAUUUAUUUUGUUUCCAAUCAUCUAACUAAUGUUUAAUAUAGUCAUAAAUCCAGGUUCAUAAGUCUUCUGUCUGAUUUGUCUAGGUAGAAAAGUAGACAAUUUUAGGGAAUUAUCAACUAGUCUAAUACUACCCAGUUCUGAUGUUGAUUCUCUAUUAAUUGAGCUCCUUGAGCACUUAGGACCUGGCUUGAACUAGUCUAUUAAUCCCAAAGGCACAGGAUUAAGACCAUCUGAGGAACUACUUCUGGCUUAAAAUUUGUAGUAACAAUACGCUGAUGCCACACAUCCUAAGACAUACAGUUUAAUGCAUAGGCUUGAAUUAUAAUGAAACAUUUAUUCAUCUCAUCCCUUUUGGGUUGAAUGCACUGUUUAAAAAAUUUAAAACCUAUAUUUAUCAUACUUCCUGACUGUAUCCUUAGUCUAUAUAGUUUUAUGUAUCACAAGACAAUAUAUUCAUCAUUCCUGUAUUAAAUCUUAGGUUAACAUAUAAUUGUGGUUUUACAAAAUUCAAAGAAACAGAAAGCAGAAUCAUAGAAUAAAGAGAAAAAAAUAAGUUAAAAGAAAGGUAAGGGUAUAUCACAAAUGAGUUUAAGUUUAAGCCAAGUUUAAGUUCAAGUUUAAGCCAAGUAAGAACCUCAUGUUUUUCCCCUUAAAAAAGGAGAGAAUAAGUAUCCCUCCAAGUAUUAUAAUAUUUCAAUAACCUAUUUAAGGAAAUAUUGAUAAUUUUAACAGUAGAAAAAGAGAAAAUUCCUUAUUAAAAUUAAUAAAGUUUACUUAAAAUGAACUUUUGUUCUAGGAAUAAAAAACUGACAGUUUGGUUGAUUUCAAUUACAAAGUUUCUUAUAUGUGUUCUAUUUUAAAUAUUUAGUUAGAACCAACUUUAAACAACAGUAUGUUUUUGUUUCCUAUAUUUGAUUUGUUUUUCAGGAUAUUGAUUUGUUUAGAGGGAAUUUCUAUUUUGUCCACAAUAGAUAUUAUUUAAAUGCAGACCACUCUCACUCUUUACAUUAUAGAUAGUGACCCAAUGCCAAUAAACAGUCAUAGUAGGAAAGAAAAGUAAAUUUGUUAUGCUUCUGCUUACAAGAUUUCUCUUUCCAAAGAAUUAAACAGUAAUAUCUUAAAGUUUGAAUCUACAUGUUAGCAUAUGAAGAUGGAGCCUACAAACCAAAUGGGCAAGAUGAGACAGGAGAAAUUCAUAUGAAUUUGUGAAACCUAUUUUUUCCUUUAUUCAGGGAUACAAUUCAUAUGACAAUUUUACUUCAAGAAUUAAUUAGCUUUGAAAAUGGUAUAACUUUGAAAAGAGAAACUUUAAAUGAAAAUACUCACUGUUAUUGUCUUCUAUAGAUUCUAGCAAGCAUUUGGGUAUGUAAUAACAAUUAAAUCCAUUAUUUUUCAAAUGGGAUAGUUUUCCUUAUACAUUUAAAUUUCUAAAUGCAAUAAGUCAACAGGAUGACAUAACUGUCUGCUAAAGAAAGCCAGAGAUCAUUUUAAAGACUAUUCCCUUAGGAAGUUAUUAAAAGAUUAUAGAAAUUGAGUAUCCAACUCAUUCUCAAAUUACUCAUUUAACUUCUAGUACAAUUGGCUGAUCGAGAUCCAAUGUGGCUUUCUUCUUAUGUGAGUAAUAUACUAUGGAGUAGUAUUUAUGGUUGUAAAUGCAAAUUCCUAUUUAAUGCAUUCCAAAGCCACUUAGUGUCUAAUUUAAGUAAAGUGAACAAAUUGUUGUGUUUGGCUGAACUUUCAUUGGCUGUCAUGUUAAUAUCUUUCCAAUACUUUUGAAUUAAUGUUAAUAUAAACAUCUGCAACACCAGAGCUACUAAAAGACAAUAUGAAAUUCUGGAUGGCCUGUUCUCCUGUGAAACAAAGAUUACUACUUGGUAUAGAGAAAUGAAAAAAAAAACUCAUUUAAGUUGAAGUAUUGGUUAAUAUAGUUUAUCAUUUUAUUUCUCCUAUGUUGUCAUUUAGUUUUGUCAUUUAAAAGUUGGUGAUAGCAUUCAGGAAGUUAUUUUUGCUAUAAAAUUUCGUUUAUCAUUUCAUACUUUAGUUCUUUUUGUUUUACUGGUUCAAAUUUGUCAUUAAUUUAGGAGAAGGGGUUAUACUUUGAUUUGAAAUGGUAUUUGCUUAAAAUAUGUAAUUCUUCAAAUCAUCAAGUUUACUUGUUAUACCUUUUUCCCUUCUGGUGCUUAACACAUCAUGGUAUAUUACAGGUUGAAAAGAGAAUCGUGAAUUGAACCUGAGCUCUCAGAUGAAUUCCAAUACUUGGGCUUUACAUUUGAAAGAGGCUUAGGGAAAGAAAUCAAAAGAAUUAUGCUGCAAUUGGUGUUAAAAUUGCUUUUAUCUUAUUUUUGCCCCAUUGCCACUGUUCCCACUCAGUUUGGUUCAUUUCUUGAGUGCAACUUUAUGUUUCACCUGUAAGAGAAAUAUGAAACCUCUGGCCUAGUUUUACUGUGAUGUACUGGGUACAGGGGCAGUGAAAGACUAAUAAUCAGAUCCUACCUCUGACAAAUACUGUCACUUUGGUCAUCAUAUUGCUAGCACCUAGCAUUUAUAUUUGUAUUUGUAACUAUGGCUAAAUCACUGACAUCUCUCUUGAGACUUCAUCGUAGACCAGUUACUUAUUUGCACUGGUGGAGGGAGUUUACAAACUUGGAGCUCCCAGACUGAUGAAAUGAUAGGUCCUUACUAAUCUCUCCUAGCCCCAAACCAAAGGGGAUAGAUUCAUAAUCCUUCUGCUCAGAAAACAAAAAGGUAAGCAUUUGGUCCCAGGUAGAAAGCAACGUUUGCAGAAACAUCUUGUUCUUUUAUAAAAGGAAAAAAUGCCAUUUAAGAGUUCGUGAAAUAUUGAGUCCUUGGGUUUUGGGACUGCAUCGCUUUGGUUAUUAUUUCUAUAGCACCUAGUAUAAUGACUGGAUGUAAUAGGUGCUUAUUAUCUUUGUUUGGUUUUUGACCUAUAGUUUUGUCGAGGAUAAACUAUGGUUAAAAGUCCUCAAUGAAACUGAACGCUUGUUGUAGAUUGCAGCCUGAAGGUCAUAGCAUGAUCUUGAAAUAUUUCAGGUAAUGCCUGAUCCCCGGGAAUUAUGGGUGCUUGUGCUUCAAAUUCCAUCGAGGUUUAAUAGAUUUUAUUAAGACAGGCCAAUUUGGGGAAUCCUCCCUUUCUGAAUGCUGGGAUUAAACAAAAUUUGAUUUCAGUGUGUGAAGAAUCUCAGGCAUGCCACUCUAGCCUCCUUUUGAAAGUGACAGCCUUAUUGUCAAGGUUCCACUGGGGAUGUUGUGAAGUGUCUUUAGAGAAUAUUUUCUAUGAGUUGCCCAAUUAGCAGGGAAGGAGGAGAAAAAGAGAAAGGGGUUCGUAUUCUAUUUCUCAUCACCAAUUAACAGCAAUGUCCACAUGCAGAGUCAUUGCAUGAUGCGUGCACAUUACACUGACCUUUGAAUAGUGACACUGCAUAGAAUUUUCUGGGUGCUUCUCUGGUAAGUUUCAUAGCUAUUAGGAUAUAACUAAGGGGUGAUAAUAUUCUUUCAUUUGUGACCUUGUUUUAAUUGGAAAAGUUAUCUUGUUUUAAGUGUAAGAGAAUCAAUUUAACCUUUAUUUGAAUGUGUCACUUUUUGCUUGCUGUUGGAAAAUAAUUAUUGAAUACCUGCAAAUAUUGCUUAACAUUAUCUUUUUGUACUUCUUAUUAAAAUUAAUUUCAAUA
Messenger RNA from Dromiciops gliroides (monito del monte), 8997 nucleotides. It is a transcript of the gene GABRA2, whose product is annotated as gamma-aminobutyric acid type A receptor subunit alpha2. The transcript is spliced from 9 exons. The record is from RefSeq and is a predicted model, not a curated record. Gene Ontology annotation, molecular function: benzodiazepine receptor activity; transmitter-gated monoatomic ion channel activity involved in regulation of postsynaptic membrane potential; GABA-A receptor activity. Bases 217 to 1431 code for a protein of 404 amino acids. Gene Ontology annotation, cellular component: postsynapse; dendrite membrane; neuron projection. Gene Ontology annotation, biological process: chloride transport; signal transduction; monoatomic ion transmembrane transport. NCBI's taxonomy places the organism in Eukaryota, Metazoa, Chordata, Mammalia, Microbiotheria, Microbiotheriidae.